This is a messenger RNA of Coffea eugenioides, 3045 nucleotides long. Its product is annotated as probable LRR receptor-like serine/threonine-protein kinase At4g37250. Bases 415 to 2823 code for a protein of 802 amino acids. Lineage: Eukaryota; Viridiplantae; Streptophyta; Magnoliopsida; Gentianales; Rubiaceae. Gene Ontology annotation, molecular function: protein binding; protein kinase activity; ATP binding. Gene Ontology annotation, biological process: protein phosphorylation. The record is from RefSeq and is a predicted model, not a curated record. The transcript has 2 exons.
UUUUCACCAAUCUUUGCAGGUAAGGCAUGGCACCAAAAUAAAAUUAAUGAUAAUAAUAAUAAUAAUAAUAAGAGACAGGGAGCCAACAACUAUGAGAAGAUUACUAGUAUAAGAUUUAAUAUCAUAUUUGUUCUAGUACGAUAUCAUAUUAGUAUGGUGACUAGAAUAUUAAUUUGUAGAUUUAACGUAGCCUGAAGUCUGAAGCGAGAGCAUAUUGGUGAGGGAAGUUUGGUUUUGGGUGAGCUGUGCGUCUUGCUGCACUUGCUCUCAAUAUUAUACAAACUUCCCUCACAUGGUCCCCUGAAUAUCGUAAAUCUCAGUUAUUGUUAGUCUCCCCCACCCCUCCCUCAAUUGCCCCUCUUUCACAGUUGUUUUAGUAGAAAGUACAGAGAUGUGGGAUCGCUGUGAGAUGACAUGAUGAGCUCCUCCUCCUCCUCAUCCUCUGCCUCCUGCAAAAGCUUUGAUCUCCAUUUAUGGUGGAGAGUUAUUGCACUUGUUCUUCUUCUUCUAGAAAUUCAAUUUUCUGCUGGGCUCAACGUAGAUGGAGUUUUAUUGCUAUCCUUGAAGUACAGCAUUCUCAAGGACCCCCUUGGCGUGCUACAGAGUUGGGACUUCCACAAUGAGACACCUUGCUCCUGGAAAGGAGUCACCUGUGGUGCACCUGGCUCACCUGAGGCUAACCGAGUCACCAACCUCUCUCUUCCAAACUCUCAGCUUCUUGGUUCUCUCCCUGCUAAUCUUGGUAUGAUCCCCCACCUAACAAGUCUCGACCUUUCCAACAAUUCAAUUAACGGCUCUCUUCCUUUGUAUCUAUUCCGUGCUUCCCAGCUUAGAGUUCUUGAUUUUUCUAAUAACCUGAUUUCUGGUCCGCUGCCGGAGAAUAUUGGAGGUCUAAAGAGUCUCCAGCUUCUUAAUCUCUCUGAAAAUGCUUUGGCGGGUAAUAUACCGGAAAAAUUGUCUGCUCUCUCUAAUUUAACCGCGAUUUCUUUGAAAAAUAACUACUUUUACGGCACACUUCCUGGUGGUUUUGAAUCAGUCCAGUUUCUAGAUCUGUCCUUUAACCUUGUGAAUGGAUCACUGCCCUCAAAUUUUGGAGGCAGUGGCUUUCGUUAUCUCAACCUGUCGUUUAACAGGUUUUCUGGAGAAAUCCCACCAGAAUUUGGUGACAAUUUCCCCUCAAAUGCAACUGUUGAUCUUUCUUUCAAUAACUUUACGGGUGAAAUUCCAGAUUCUAGUGUUUUCUUAAGCCAAGAUGUGAAGUCAUUUUCUGGGAAUCCUGAAUUAUGCGGUCUACCACUGAAAAAUUUGUGUCCUAUUCCUUCUAGCAUUGACACCCAGCCAAAUACCUCUGCUCCAACAUCCCCGCCAGCAAUUGCAGCAAUUCCCAAGACCAUUGACUCCAGCCCUGCGGCACUGUCCCCCGGUGGAGCUGCUGCACCAAGUCCGCAAAGGGGUGGUGGGAUGAGAAUCACCACUAUUGUGGGUAUCGUCGUGGGUGACAUCGCGGGAAUUGGGAUUCUUGCGUCGGUUUUCAUCUACCUGUAUCAGUUAAAGAAAAGGAAAAGCAUCAAAAGCAGCAUAAAGAAAGAGGCCGAGAGUGCCAAGGACUUUGACUGGGCAUCAUCGUCAUCGUCAUCGGCAUCCUCGGGAGAGUACAAUUGGUUAAGGGCGUGGACUUGCUUGAGAAAGCAAAGACAAGAAGAAGACGGUGAAGAAACAUCACAAGCCACCAAUUCAGAAAGUGAGGAUCAAGAAGAUUUGCAAGGGGGUCAGGAAAAUAAUGCCAGUUUGCAACAGGAACAGAAAGAUGGGGCACUUGUUACCGUUGAUGGGGAGAAGGAACUCGAGCUAGAGACGUUGCUUAAGGCCUCUGCUUACAUUUUGGGUGCCACGGGGUCCAGUAUCAUGUACAAGGCCGUUCUUGAAGACGGGACUACUCUAGCCGUUCGAAGAAUUGGCGAGAGUGGCAUGGAAAGGUUCAGAGACUUUGAGAACCAGAUCAGAGUAAUUGCCAAGUUGGUGCAUCCAAAUUUGGUGAAAAUUCGUGGGUUCUAUUGGGGCGCUGAUGAGAAAUUGAUCAUCUACGAUUUUGUUCCCAACGGGAGUCUUGCCAAUGCACGUCACAGGAAAGCCGGCUCUUCUCCUUGUCCUAUGCCCUGGGAGAUGCGGCUCAAGAUAGCUAAAGGAGUGGCUCGUGGGCUCUGUUACAUCCACGACAAGAAACAUGUGCAUGGGAACUUGAAGCCCAACAACAUUCUCUUGGGUGUCGAUAUGGAACCGAAGAUUGGUGAUUUUGGGCUUGAAAGACUGGUCGCUGGGGAUAACAGCUCCAAGGCAGGUGGAUCUUCGCGCAUCUUUGGUAGCAAGAGGUCAACAGCUUCACGAGAUAGCUUCCAAGACCUUACAUUUGGGCCUACUCCAAGCCCGAGCCCUAGUACAUUGGGCAUUUCGCCUUAUCACGCACCUGAGUCUCUCCGUAGCAUCAAACCCAACCCCAAGUGGGAUGUUUUCGCAUUUGGUGUGGUUUUACUUGAACUGUUGACAGCGAAAAUCGUUGUUUCUGAUGAAACAGGCCCAGGCCCAGGCCCGAUAACCGGGGCAACUGCACUAGAUGAUGAAGAGAAGAGUAAGGUACUGAAGAUGGCUGAUGUGGCAAUUCGAGCUGACCUGGAAGGCAAGGAGGAAGCUUUGUUGGCCCUUCUGAAAGUAGGUUACGGUUGUAUCUCUACUGUUCCGCAGAAGAGACCAACCAUGAAAGAAGUUCUUCAAGCACUUGACAAGUUUCCUUGUUCAAGUUCUUCCUCGUAUUAUUAUGGGCACUAGUCCAAUCAUAAAUUGGCCCAAUUAGAGAGGACUGUGUAUGUAGAUUAUUGACUGGUAGGUGGAGGUGGUUUUCUUAGGGAGUGCUGUUGAUUGUGAAGAUUGGUGAUAGGAAUUUGUCAUGUCCAAAGCCACACUCAGAUAUUGUUGUCUUCUAACAUCAAGUAACUUUUGCUAAUUUUGGACUCAACCCAUGUUUCUCCCUAUGAUAUUCAUUUUCUUUUU